CCACCACCACUCUACCCUUCCUUCCAUCCGUUUGCCCCUAAUUUCCCUCUUUAACCCCCAUCUAAUUUCCACCUACUUUUACAUUAAACAAGCAUAAGCACCCCCCUUAAUUCAAUUUUGUGAAAUAUUACGCAUACAUCGUGAAUUUAUCCAGUACAUACUCAAAAGAUAGUGGACAUUACAAAAAGAAUUAUAUGCUUAUUUUUAUGUGUGAAAGAUUGGUGGCCGACUGAUUCACACUAGCUAGUCACAACUCAAGGUUGGCUGUUUUUCUUUUGUUUUCUCUUUCUGAUUCAUGGCUUUACACACACUUGUUUAAUAACACUUUGUUGCCAUUCAUCACUAUAUAAAAGCAUAGCCCACUAUCCCACCACUCCAGUUUUCAUGCUUAUAGUCUCUGCUUGUGUUUUCUUCAAUUACCCUCUCUCUCUCUCUCUCUCUCGCUUUCUCUCAUUUCUUCUGUGUUUCUUUUUCCCUUUUGGGGGGUUUUGAUAAAUGGAAGCCCCGGAAGAGUUCACAGGCUCUAGCGAUCAGGCCAUGGUUGUGAAGGGUAAGCGCACCAAGCGGCCGAGGCCUUCGGCCUCUCCUCCCUGCGCGGCGGUGGCGUCCAGUUCAUCCGGCGGAGAUGUUUAUUCUUCUUCAUUCCCAUCUCCAGCCACGUCCGGCGAGAUAUCUUCCAGCACCGAUCACGAAGACGAAGACAUGGCCAAUUGUCUGAUUCUUUUGGCCCAAGGCGGUGGUAAUUCAAGGCCUGUGGAAGAUGAUCAGAUUGAAACGUUCAGAACGUCGACUGCCAAACCGGCCGGGUUCUAUGUCUACGAGUGCAAAACGUGCAACCGGACUUUCCCGUCGUUCCAGGCUCUCGGCGGCCACCGGGCCAGCCACAAGAAGCCCAAAGCAGAGGAGAAGAGGCCGGGUCCGGCGACACACUGCAGCGAAGAAGAAGAAGGCCAAUUCAACAAGACUAUUACUAUGGCCGCCAAAGUUUCACCUCUGAAUCACAAGGGUUAUAAGGUUCAUGAGUGUUCGAUUUGCGGGUCGGAGUUCUCCUCCGGCCAAGCUUUGGGCGGCCACAUGCGGCGGCACCGGGCUCCUCCGCCCGCUCGAACCGCCGUGAACGUCGAAACUGUCGAAUCCUGCGAAGAAAGUAACAACAAACCAAGGAAAUUCCUACCGUUGGAUCUGAACCUGCCGGCGCCGCCGGAGGAUGAUCAUCACAAAGAUCCCAACUUUGAGUUCACACCCAACAAACAGCACCUCGUCUUCUCCGCCCCGGCCUUGGUGGAUUGCCACUACUAGCUAGCACAGAAGAGGGUCCAGAAAUUACCAAGAUUAAAUGUGAAUUAUAAUUACCAUUAUUAUCAAUCAAACUAUGAUUCAUUAUUAUCAA
Molecule: messenger RNA, 1390 nt
Organism: Diospyros lotus (date-plum)
Lineage: Eukaryota; Viridiplantae; Streptophyta; Magnoliopsida; Ericales; Ebenaceae
Product: zinc finger protein ZAT5
Exons: 1
Coding region: 496-1299 (267 amino acids)
Source: RefSeq, a predicted model, not a curated record